GUCAGAUUUGCUGAUGAGAUUCCAAGCUUGGCGAGCUGGGAAUUGAUUCCAAAGCGCGGGGCGCAUGAUCGGAAUGCCCCCCACUGCUCGCAACGUGCUUGUCAAGCGAAAUGAGUCGCUGCGCUUGAUCAUUGCGGCUUUUUGCGGGAUUGUGGUGGGAGUCUUCGUCGGUGUCUCCUUCUCCAGGUCUGGCUUCUUUUUGUCCAUGAGAACUCUGGUGGAGGAGUGUGGCCGGAAAUCCUUGUUUUGCAAGAACAUCAAGCCUUCUGGUACAGAGACUCUACCGCCGGGAAUUAUAGUUCCACAGACGGAUCUUUUGUUGCGAAGAUUGUGGGGAGAUCCAAAUGAGGAUAUCGUCCACAGGCCCAAGUAUCUACUGGCAGUAACAGUCGGUUUUGAUCAGCGGGAGAUGGUAAACAAAGCGGUCUCAAAAUUUGACAAGGAUUGGUUCGUCGUUCUCUUUCACUACGAUGGACGAACUGAUGGAUGGGAUCAGUACGAGUGGUCUCAGCGCGCUGUACAUGUGAGCGUUAGGAAACAGACGAAAUGGUGGUAUGCCAAACGAUUCUUGCAUCCGGAUGUGGUUGCGCUGUUCGACUUCAUAUUUAUAUGGGAUGAAGAUCUGGACUUGGAACACUUCGAUGCUCAGGAGUAUGUAGACCUUGUGAGAAGAUACCAACUAGAAAUAUCGCAGCCUGCCGUAGACGGGGUUUUGACUUGGCAAAUGACAAAACGUAGGGGUGACGUUGAGGUUCACAAGGACGCUGAGGAAAGGCCAGGAUGGUGCGCAGACGGUCCGGAAAAGCCACCUUGUGCUGCAUUUGUGGAGAUCAUGGCUCCGGUGUUUUCCAGGAAUGCUUGGAGAUGCGUGUGGCAUAUGAUACAAAACGAUUUGGUACACGGUUGGGGCCUCGACUUCAAUCUUCAGAAAUGUGCACAGCCGGCGCACGAGAAGAUUGGAGUCGUAGAUUCACAGUGGAUACAGCACAAGGGUGUGCCUUCUUUGGGAUCUCAGGGGCAAACGGUGCAAGGAGGCAAACCACCAUGGCAAGGGGUGCGAGAGAGAUGUAGGCUUGAGUGGAGAAUUUUCACGGAGCGAAUGAAAGAUGCCGAGAGGAAUGCCACUAAUGACCUCCAUCGCCAUGGUAUUUUCUAACUGGCUAUCAAAUUCUUUUCACAGAGGCCAUCAAUUCUUUUGUUGGCAAUUGUUCCCAUAAAUAAGUAAAACUAAAAUUUAAAACUAAAGUUUAGGA
This is a messenger RNA of Selaginella moellendorffii, 1253 nucleotides long. RefSeq lists its product as uncharacterized. The transcript is spliced from 13 exons. NCBI's taxonomy places the organism in Eukaryota, Viridiplantae, Streptophyta, Lycopodiopsida, Selaginellales, Selaginellaceae. The coding region runs from base 65 to 1156 and encodes 363 amino acids. The record is from RefSeq and is a predicted model, not a curated record.